AUGAGGGAGUCCAAUUUUUGCAAUCCCGCCCAAAACAAGGCGAGCGUUUGCAUCUCAUCGGCUGUCUAUGAUCGGCGAGCCAUCGACUGCACAGCCACGUUGCCGCUCAUCAACUCGCUCAACCAUCUGGCCUACCUCACAUCUACCUCGCCACGCAUCCGUGAAAUGGUCACGUUAGAUGGAGGUCUCGAACGUCUGAUCCGCAUUCUUCGAACCGUACCCAAGUCGCCGUCUCCACAGGUUCGCGCUUUUUCCAUCAAGGAGAUGCAGGCCGUCUGGAAGUGGAGUCUCGCUUUUCAAUGCGUCGUCAACAUUGGUGUGCGUGGCAGCGAAAGCGUCCGUACUCGGGUGGUCGAGGCGGGCAUGGUGCCCGUCACCAUUCGCGUGCUCGAAUCGUAUCUGCGAAGCAUGGAUAGGCUCAAAGACGAACGACGCAAAGAGGCUAUGCUUCAGCAUCAACGACAAGAAGCGCGUCGAGACGAUCGCUCCAACCGAGAUCGCCUCGAGCCCGCCUCUAUAUCCCAUGCCCACAUCGCUACUAUCCAAGACGACGGCCGUGCGCGCCGCCAUCACGCCUCACCCGACGCACUCACCCACGCGCCAGUCCAUGCUGAUGCAACCUACUCCGCAGCUCCUCAAGUCGACCCUCUGCAGACCGCUCACUUUGCUCCUGCACAACCGAGCCGCAACGUGCCAGCACCUUCCAGCAUCCACGACCGUCUGCUUACAGAGACACGGCCGACUACGCCGCUCGAAGAUCCUGUCUCGGCGCGCCGCUCAUCCGUCUUUGCCAGUAUGGAAGCACAGAGCAGCGUCGACGACUUUCUUCCAUCCCAACCAUCCCCCAUGCCCGUCGUAGAUGCUGGCGAAGCUCAUCCUCCCAUGCCCUUGAUCGAUGCCAUCGAUCCUCUCUCCCUUGCUUCGUCCGGCGGCGCUCCUUCUGUAGCGCCAGAUGGCACCCCUCGAGCACUGUCGUCUGCACAGGCUCGCGCUGCCGACAUGGCUGGUGCAAGCUCAUCCGAAGAUCUGCGCAGCCACGCGGCCGAGGCCAGUGGCAGCGGCUCAGAUGGCGCUGAAGACGCCGAAAUGUUUGCGGAUGAUGCCGACGACAGCGAGGUAGAUGCCGCCCAGUCAUCCGCCACACGGUCCAUCGAUUCGGACCACAUGCCCAUCAACACCGAGCAAGAGAUUCGUGCCGACGAUGACGACGACGUGGAGGAACGACGAACCCCACGACCCGCUCGUCGCGUCCUGGCUCCUUUGUCGGGCCCUGACUCGCCGCCCCGGGCUGCUCACAGCUUUGUCACUCCUAAUAGACCCACCAAUGCCAUGGCGCCGGCUCUGUUCGAGCGACAGGACACAGUCAGACCCUCUCGGGACUUGCCAACUGCCUCUGGCUCCAGCCUCGCUGCCUCGACCAAUUUGGCUUCCACUGCGCUCGCCGCACAAGUAGGCUCUCAAGAUGCCUCUGACAAUCGCAAUUUGCUCUUUGAUCGUCAGCCAGCCCGCGAUCAGCAAAGCGUGACAGCACAUGCACAGCCUGAUGCAUCGCAACAGGCGCAACCUCUUUCCCGUCAACAUCAGUUUUACCAUCAUCAUCAUCACCACCACCACCACCAUCAUCAUGCACAGCAUCAGCAACACGCCAAUCAUCAGCAGAGACCUCAGUUGGCCCGUCACGACGAUCAGCAGCAGCAACCCCACCACCACCACCACCACCACCACCACCAACACCGAAGCAUCGCUCCUCGCGAUGAAGCGCGCACCGAGGCCACCCGGACCGCACAGCCCACUCCCGAAGCGCCGGUCGCCCAUCCAGCCGUCGUGCAGCUGAGCAAUCUCGCCGACACAAAUGCGCGCGCUGGCAUCGACGUUGUCUAUCGCGAAGAAGAGGUACUUCUCAGUCUGCAGCUGCUAGCCUACCUCUCCAAAUAUGCGCACGUACGUAUCCUGUUCCACUCUUCCGAUUUUACCGGAGCCUCGCUCAUGGGCCCGCUUGAUGCGCUCAGCGAUGAGCUCGAAAAGGCUACUAAACGCAACAAGAGCUGGGAUCCGUCCGAGCCUCCGCGCCGUAAUGUAUUCUCGAUUGCCGAAAAGUUCACGCUGCGCUCCUCUCGCAGUAAUUCGGCAGCCUACCCUGCGCCUCGACUUUCAAUGGAGAUUCAGUAUUGGGCCGGUGUUAUCAUGCGCAACGCAUGCCGCAAGGAUGAGUCGCGCGGCGGCAUCCGCCAAUGCGCCAACAUGCUGUGCGGAAAGUGGGAAGAAUAUCCUCGCGAGUUUGCCAAGUGUCGACGCUGCCGCAAAGCCAAAUACUGUAGCAAGCAAUGUCAGAGCAAAGGCUGGCAAAUGGGUCACCGCUACUGGUGCAGUGCCAAGGCAGACGAAGGCGAUGCCAAGGAAAAGGAACGUGAUAAGCCGACCGACCCCCACCGAGCCGGCCGUCAGGAAGAAGGAGACGGUGCUGCCUUGCGCGCCGUGCCUACAACCGCCCAAAUUGGUGACCAUGCGGAGUUCGCAGCUGGAUUCGCCAAUGCAGCGGAAGAUGGUCUUCACAACCCUGGCGUGCAAAGACUCAGGCGCACGGACGACGCCGACCUCGUCGAGAUGGACGACACCGACGCCACCAUGAGGCGAUGGCAAGCUGGAAACGCCGCCGACGGCUCUCACGACGUGCGCCUUGCACGUGAUGCCGGACCUCGCAUAAACUCACGCUCAGAUGUGAACUUGUCUUCGUCUGAGCAUGCUAGCGGGCGAGGGGGGCACUCGCAGCCUGUGGGGUUGGGCUCAGCUCAGGUUGGCACCUCGGACCCGAGAGACUCUGCGAUGCAUACUGCUUACACAGAUGCAAACAGUCAGGGCGAUGGUCCCUCACAGAUGCUUCCUCUGGUUUCUUCGGCAUCAUUGCCGGUCGAUACGAAUGUGGAGCCGAGGCACACCGCCGGUGUAAGCGAGGACGACGAUACGUGGAUGGCCAGUGCGCCAGGACCUGGGGCUCCGCGCCUCGGGAUGAUGCCUUCGCCCUACGCAGACGCAAGUGGUGUUGCUGGGCCCUCGACCUCCUCACCCUGGUAUGCUACUGGGCGUGACGGUGUACCAAAUGCCGACACCGGUGCGUCGAGUGCAUUCACAUCCAACACUUCAUCUCCUUCACGAGUUACGACGGUCGACCGCUCUGCACAACCAUCGCGCGGUGCUCGUCGUGGUGUGGUGCCUGGUUCUAUGGGCUUGCCCUCGACGAUGCUGCGCCAAGACCUGCGAGAUCGAAGAGUGACGAGCCUGGCGAGUCUGGACACUGUCGACGGUUCUGACAUCAGCGAGGACGAGACGGAACGGCGACUGGCUCAAACGCAGGGAAUUUUGCCGGCUUUCGCUGCGGCCGCCGCCGCGGCUGGUCUGCGUGCUAGGGAAGGCGAAGCACCACCGCAGGCACCUCAGCGCACGGAUCUCGCGGGCCGACCAUUGCCGCCUCCCGUCAUCGCAUCUCAAAAUGGCGAAGAGGAUGAACUUGCGCUUGGCGGUCGCGCCACGCCGGGUGUUAUUGGCGAGCAAGAUUUCGCGACAGGCGAGAUCGAUCAGAUGCUGGGUCACUGGGCUACCAGGAGACCAGGCGGCAUCGGUUUGCAGCAUAGGCUGGCCGAAGUGCGUGCUGACUUGCCUUCUCCCGAGCGAUCCUUGUCGCCUGAAGCAGGCGACUACGGCGCCCGUGUUGAGGCUUCUGAAGCAGUCAUGGGUGCUCGAUCGGAUGACGAAGAUCUGGGCUCAACAUCGAGAGCUGUCAGGUAUGCUGGGCUUUACGGCCAGGUACCCUUCCACGCUGGUAUCGUUCGCGGCCAAACGCCGCAGCCCCAUCAUCGCUUGAAUCAGCAAAGAUCAGCAAGUGGCUUCAGUCAAUUCGGCCCGCAUGGCGCGAGGUUCGGCUACGGUGAGUCGAUGGGCGAGCCUUCGACGCUGCAAGGCUACCGUCCGUCGAUGAUAUCUUCUCCGCUUGCGCAGACACCUGUUCGUCGCACAAGCGGGCAAGACCUCGACGAGACCUCGACCAAUGUGGUCAACAAUUUGGAACAAGCUGCACACAGUCUUAGGCAUGUCCAUCAGCGACCGGCGAGCAGCAGUGGCAUCCUUUAUGGUAGCGAAGACGUCGCCAUGACGAAUGGUGUCGGCACCGAGCGCGAAGCCGGUGGCUUGAUGCACUCGCGACUAUCAUCAUUCCCGGAUGAGGUGCUGGAGGACGUCGAUGAUCGCGAUUCCAUUAGCAUGGAGCUCUGA
This is a messenger RNA of Mycosarcoma maydis (corn smut), 4266 nucleotides long. RefSeq lists its product as uncharacterized. NCBI's taxonomy places the organism in Eukaryota, Fungi, Basidiomycota, Ustilaginomycetes, Ustilaginales. The record is from RefSeq and is a predicted model, not a curated record. Gene Ontology annotation, biological process: ubiquitin-dependent protein catabolic process; establishment or maintenance of cell polarity. Gene Ontology annotation, cellular component: MUB1-RAD6-UBR2 ubiquitin ligase complex. The transcript has a single exon. The coding region runs from base 1 to 4266 and encodes 1421 amino acids.